Closterium sp. Naga37s-1 is the source of this 2796-nucleotide messenger RNA. The record is from the annotation of a GenBank genome assembly. Lineage: Eukaryota; Viridiplantae; Streptophyta; Zygnematophyceae; Desmidiales; Closteriaceae.
AUGGUGCGCGCGCAUGGCUCGCGGUACGUGCUCCGCUUAGUCCUACCCAACCGCUCUCGUUCCAUUUUCCAGUACGGGGUCGAACACACCCGUCUCGCUCACAUUCGCGGCAUCGUGUUGUCGCGGCCCCACUGCCCGUUUCCCCGCCUCUCUUGUUCGCUUCCCUCCCGUGCCUCUCCCGUGCCCACCCACCCUUUCCCCCGAUCGUUCCGCGCGUCAUUCCCCGCAGCUCGCCGCGCUCAUGGUACCUCCGGAGCGUUCGUCAGCACGCAGGCGCUGCUCGCCCUCGCGCUCGCCCUGCUGCUGCUGCGAUCCUACAUUAGUCGCCAAGCCGCGCCCGGCCAGGCAUGGUCGGCGCUCGUCCCGUGGGGCUGCGCGCUGUACGCCUCUCAGGCGGGCGUGGCAGCGCGUGUGGUGGUGGGACGCGCGGGAGAGGUGGCCAUAGGGGAGGGCGAGGGAGGAUGGGCCGACAGUGCCGCCGCCUCGAGUACUCUUCAAUCCGAAGCUGCUGCCGCGACGUCGGAGCAGCGUGGUGCGGGGUCGAGCGGGGGAGAGGCGGGUGCAGCAGGAGGCGCGGGGAGGCUAGUGGAGCAGCAAGGCCCGUUGAUUAAGGAGGAGUCAGCGGGUGCUGCGGGUAGGGGUGAUCAACCAGCAGACCCUGCAGCUGUAGGUGGUGCAGCCGUUGGGGUUACAGAAGGCGCGAGCACAGCCGUUGGGGCCCUCGAUGGCGCGAUCCCAACCGUUGAUGCUUCAAACUGCAGCAUGUCCGCUGGCAGUAACGGCAGCGAGGCCGGGGGCUCAUCAGAGGCGGCGGAGCAAGCAGCAUGCGAGGGCGCUGCGCUGACAGAGGAGGACGUGCGCGCACGGCAGGCGGAGGAACACGCGGCCUUUGGACGCGUGCAGGUGGAGGGGGGGUGGGAGGGGAAAGCGGAGGGGAAGGGCGUGGAGGGCGGGCAGGGGGGCGUGGCGGAGGCGGGGGUGAACGAGGAGGUGUGCUUCACGGUGCGAGCACUGGAUGCCAAUGGGAGUGCAUUUGACAACGGGUGCAGGCAGAGCGCGUUCCUGGUGGCCCUCAUUGCGCUGCAGCGCCGCCAGGGGAGCACCGACAGCCGCACUGAUGCCCAGGAGGGUAGUGUCAGCAACAUCAGUGGGGGCAGCGCGGAUGUGCCGGUGCAGAGCAGUGCGCGCGUGACGGAGGUGGCGGUGGCUGUGAGCGGCCAGGCGAGGGCAGCCGCUGGGCGGGCGGCCGUGCUGCUGGAAGAGUGGGAGCAGAGGGGAGAGGGGGGGGAGGGAGGACAGGGGGAGGAAGGAGGGGGUGCGGAUGUGCGCAUGGCAGCGCGGGUGACGUACCACCCUGGCAACUCGUCCCACCAGGUGUGCGUCCAGCUGCCCCUGCCCGGCCGCUACACCCUCUCGCUGCACCUCCUCUUCUCCGCCACCUCCCUCCUCCUGCGCUCCAACGCGCGCACCGCCUUCGAUGGGGGGUUCUCCAACUACACGGUGGUGCAUUCACAGCCCAUUCAAGCAUGGGCUCCGCCCACCUUCUCUCUGCACGCACACAGAGCCUCUCUACCUUACUGCACGCCACCGCUCCUCACCGCAUCCCACCACGCGGGUUACUGGAUGGGCCACCUGUGGCAGCCCCACGCGUGUCGCCUGCGCCGCCUCUCCCCCCCCGCCCUGCACGCGUGCUUCCACGGCCGCUCGCUGCUCUUCCUCGGCGACUCCCAGCUGCGCUACACCUUUGGCUUCCUGCGCUUCCUCCUCCGCUUCCCCUCCCGCGCUGCCUUCCUCACCAAGUUUGCCGCCAAGCCUAAGGUGUUCUGGCCCAACAUGCUGGCCUGUGGCAGCGUGCCACGUGGCAACGGGUCCAUCUACCCACCAGUCAACAGCAGCACGGGCGAGCUCAUCUCCACAGGGGUGUGUCAGCUGCCCGACUCUGCCUUCUUCUUCCACGGGGAGAACUUCAACGGCUAUGGCCGUGCUGUGUACAAGGUGAGGGGAGCAGAGGGCAGCCCACCAGCAGCCUUCAACCUCACGUACGCGUCGCAGUGCGGCGCCGUGAAGCCCGUGUUCCCCGCGUGGAUGAGUGACCCCGCGCUCGUGGGGCCACAGCUCACUCUCUUUGACGCGCGGGAUGAUGCACACAACGCUGCUGCCAGCAGCGAUGCUCGCACCGUCACGCUGCUGGGCCCGUGGCCUGACCUCCUCUGCUUCCUCCCCUGCCCCUUCCAUCCAGAAUCCAACCUGCUGCCACCACUGCUAGCAGUGAUGAGGGACCCCUCAGCCGUGACUGUACUGGGUCCGUGGGCGGCGAGGGAGGACAGCAAGCCGCCGGAGUUCAUCCCCAUCAGCAACAACGCGCGUGGCACGGCGUUUGAAGCCGAGCUCCUCAGGUGGGUUGGGUUGCUGGGAGCGUCACAUGCCUCCAGCUAUUUAAGCAUCCUCCACGCUGUCAGCACACUAUUUCUUCUUCAUCCACCUGGAGCACCAACGCAACGCAGUCCGCGCAUGAUUCUGCUCCUUCUGCUUCUUCCCCUCCCCAUUCCUCCCCCUCCCCCACCUCCUCCCUCUCCCCUCCACCCCUCCUCCCCACCCCCUCUUCCCCUCCAAUCCCCCCUCAGGCGGCUACCCUCCACACAGCCCGGGGCACCCAGUGCGCUCGGCAUGAUGGGACUGACUCUGCCACGCCCAGACCUGUGCCCCGACAGCACGCACUACGCCUGGCCCGUCACCCUCGCCAUCCUUGACCUCUGGCUCACGCCCCUCUGUGCCGCACACGCCUCACGCUCCUGA